AUGGAGUCGCCUCCCACCACCAGCACGUCUCCUCCAGAGCCCCGAGAGCCAGAAUCAUCCACGAUCUCGGUGCAUGAAUCAAGCAGUCCUCGUCGAUCUUAUCCUGCUAUCGUACAUUUCACCGUAUUAGCGGCAGUCACCCUUCCACUGACUCUCGUGCCGUAUAUCUUCACUCGGCGUCGGUUGUCAACUCUGCGUCAAAGCAUCAAGCAGCUAGAGACCAACAGUACAUUACUUCGAAAGGAGCUCAGCUCAACAUCUUCCGAACUUGGGAGGGUAAGAGAUGAUGUUCGAAGGAUGAGGGGAUUACUUCACGAGGUGAUGGAGGAGACCGAAGGUUUGCGAACGGACGUCAGGCAAAGAGAAGCCACACAGAAAGCAGCGGAUGACGCAACAAGAAGCGAGCUGCGAGAAAUUUCGAAUGUAGCUCGUAUCUCUCAAUUGCAUGGGGGUUCACUGCGUAUGUUAGGGCUAUCGCUCGCUGAGAUCGCUGCUUUCAUGCAUGAGAAUGAAUUGCGGAUGCCAUUGCUUGGGAAGCGGGCAGAUAAAUCUCGUGUAGACCAAAUUCGAUCGGUCGCCUUGAAGCUACAGGACUUGCCCUGCGUGCCCGAAGAGGACUUCAAGAACAGAGCAAGGUGA
Molecule: messenger RNA, 639 nt
Organism: Marasmius oreades (fairy-ring Marasmius)
Lineage: Eukaryota; Fungi; Basidiomycota; Agaricomycetes; Agaricales; Marasmiaceae
Exons: 3
Coding region: 1-639 (212 amino acids)
Source: RefSeq, a predicted model, not a curated record